AAUUGUGCUGCCAUCUGUCGGCCGGCAGGCGAAACCGGCGAGCGGCGGCUGCUUCAUUGUUCCGAGAAAGGCCGCAGCGGGUGUACGUGUGCACGGAACACACGCACCAUGGCCGAAGCUAACGACACGACUCUGACUUUCUUCUCCAAGGCGACGCCGAAUCAAUGGAGUUAUGUGCUGUCCCUGUACAAGGAGGUCCUCAAACAGAAAGCCGCCCUCCGGACCAAAAAGGGGGGACCCGAAGAACUCAUCAAACUGGACGCCUGGUACCAGGAGCAGCUGCCCAAGACGAUACAGGCCCGUAAGGACAAGCACCUGGUGCACGAAGAGCUCGUCAAAAUCAUGAAGUGGAAACUAAUGCGUGGCAAGUACCGGCCCCAGCUGCUGGACCUGGUGCGCAUCAACACGGAGCUGGCGGUCAAGUCGACGUCCAAGAAGGCAUUCCGCAAGCUGCCCAACCUGUCCGGGGCCAUCACGGCCCUGACCAACCUGAAGGGCAUUGGCCCCGCCACGGCCUCGGCCAUCCUGGCGGCAGCCUUCCCCGAGCAGGCGCCCUACAUGGCCGACGAGAGCAUGCUGUCCACACCGGGGGUCGAGGCCACCGACUACACCCUCGCCGAGUACCUCAACUACGCCGAACGCAUCAAAACCUGCACCGACCAGCUUGCCCAGAAAGACCCCGAGGGCAAGUGGACUCCGCACAAGGUGGAGCUGGUGCUGUGGGCGCACUACGUCGCCCGGGAGCUGAAGCCCUCCCUCCUGGAGGACAUCUCCAGCCACAAGGACAAGGGAACCUCCAACGGCAACAGCAGCCCCGCCCCCACGGCCGCAGCACCCCCCGCGGACGCCGCGGACGACAACGCCACGCCCGUCGCGGCGGCGGCCAACGGAACCGCGGAGGACGGCCACGACGCCGCCGCCGUCUCGGACUCCCCCUCGGACUCGCGGUCCUCGGCGGACCUGGCCCAGGCGGCGGCGGACGAGAGCUCCAGCCAGGACGCAGCCGCGGAGAAGAACGGCACGGGGGAGGCGCCCGAGGGAGCCACGUCGUCCGCCGCGGAGGAAGACGACAGUUCCUCGUCGGCCGUGGCGGCGGAAGACGCUCCGGUCCAGGACGGCAAGGGGAUCAAGCGGGACUUGGAAGAGGGCGAGGAGGGGAGUGGCACGGAGGAGGGCACUGCCAAGAAGGCGCGGGCGUGAACUGGACUCUCAUCUGGGGUUGUUUUUAUUUUUUUUUUUUUGUUCGGACUCUACUUUUUUUUUUCCCCCUUUCAGCCUUCACAACCACCUUUCCUCCCCCUCGCACCCCCUUCCCUCCCCUUUUCGGCCCUCCGUCGAAGCAGCACCUUCCGUACCCCGUUCCGGUCGAGAAAAGCGGGAUGAGCUCCGUCCACGGAGCCCUCCGGCCUUUCCGCUUUGACAAGCAGAUGCCGGACUCGCCUUCUCCCCGGCGUUUGCUCCGCUGAAGUGAAAAGAGCAAAGGGCUUGGUGGGCGAAGCUUGUCCCACUUUUCCUAACCCUCAAAGGGGUAGCGCCGAACUUUCGUCGUCGCCUAAAGAAGCAAAUGUGGGGAACGGACUGCAUACGAGCGUUGCGUCGACGUUUGGCCGAAACGAGUAACACCGGCGUGGCGCCCUUGUCUCAUCCGUUCCGCGUUUGCCUCUUUAGGGCGACGUCAAAAAGUUUGGUGCUAGGCCUCCUUAUCUAGGCGGCGUUGUUAAAUGAGUCUUUUUUUAUUUUCCACGAGAUAGGACUCCAACCACCUCAUAACGUUCCUGUCAUUUUUUUUUUUUUUUUUGUGCGUGCGGAUUGCGGGAUUUUUGGCGACGACAAGCGCCAAGCUGCGUCGCCAAGAUUGCGCCGCGUGUGGCGGCUGCGUUUUGUGGGAGUCGCCGAUCCUAGUUUCCCACGUUUCUCCUUCGCUCUAUUUUUUUUUUCCAUCUUACGAUCAUGCCUAACGUCGAUUGCUUAUUUUCUAAAGUAAAAUUGUCUCCCCGCCCCCUCUUUUUUUUUUACAAUAAAUGAAAUGCAGGCAAGUGGUGUUUUUUUUUUACAAGUUUUCAAUUUUUUUUUUUUUUUUUUUUUUUGAGAAUGCAUUUGUUGUCGGAAUUUCCGGGGUGAAAAAUGUCGUACCAAGUUUUACGGUGCCCUCGUUGGUUGCGAGACGUAAAAAGACAAUUAGUCUCGAAGUGCUACGUGCUCGAACUUGCGUACGCGCCGUAGUAAAACGUUGAUGACGCCAAUGGCUGCAGCAAAAACGAAGGUGAAUGCCAACAAAUGUGCUCCGUAAAUAUGUGGGAAACACGUUUGAACGCCAGAACGGUCAUAGUCUACCUCACACUUCCGCCGUUUCCACAAUCGGUUCGAGAAUUCACCGCCCAGUGUUGCCUCGAAAUUUCACCGCCAUCGGAGCACCGCUUAUUUCCCCCUUUAUGCGGCAAAUUUAAGAUACUUGUGUACGCACGCAAGACUGCUCGUCGAAACGUAAACUUUUUCAGAUGCAAGGAGCAUUCCUUCCUGCAACAAAAUCAUCUAAGAACUACUUUGUGCAGUGUAUGAACUGCGUCUCUAAGCAACAAUGAGCACGAAACGUUUGGGGGGAGCCAAGCUGUUGGCUUUCGGCCGUCUCUGCACGUAAUGAGAUGUCCAGUCUGUCCUCGCUCCCGAAAAAGAUGGAAACUAGUUUGCAGGAAUGUUGCAUUGCUACGAAAUGCUUCGCACGAUUAUUUUAUGCUGCAUUUAGAAUGUAUAGAAGAGGGGAAAGUAAUUGCAGGUGCCUCUUGCUCCAGGUUGUUCUGAACGGCGUUGCAUCAGAAAAUGAACUCUCCACACAAGCGGAUGCCCGUUGACAAAGAACAUUUUGGAAACAUUCUAAAACUCUCGUACCUCUGAAAAUAUUUAAAAAAAAAAAAAAGGCUGGAACCUGCCGUGAAAAUAUUUCCGCGCAUAAUGAUGUCUCGUGAGCAGUCCCGCAGUGUUUGCUAAAGUCCUCGGUCGAGAAAGGCAUUUUCCGUGCUCGACGAAAACACUGCUAGAAUUUUUACGCGGUAUCAAAGUGGCAGUCCUAUGGUGUUUUUCAGACUGUUCUAUGGGACCUAUUUCAAACAAAGGAGAUCAAAAAAAAAAAACUUCCUGGAUAUGUUUUUGUUUGUAGGAAAGAUGGUCUGUAACUGUGAGCAGCGACCUCUCUAUUAUAUUCACGGAGAAGCCUCGUUGCUCACAUCUGGCAAUUACCGAAAGUGUUCAACCUUUAAGAUUUUCUUUCGCGUUCUUUAUUUCCCCGACAAAUUGUCCCAUCGAUGACCGGUUUGACGGAACUGCGAGACUCGUCCAUUUGUUUGUAGGACCAUUAAAAGGAUGUUUUUGCGCUCGA
Ixodes scapularis (black-legged tick) is the source of this 3373-nucleotide messenger RNA. RefSeq lists its product as uncharacterized. Lineage: Eukaryota; Metazoa; Arthropoda; Arachnida; Ixodida; Ixodidae. The coding region runs from base 109 to 1200 and encodes 363 amino acids. The record is from RefSeq and is a predicted model, not a curated record. The transcript has 4 exons.